AAACAGCAAACCGCACGGCGUGUUUGUCCUUUUGAAAGACGUUGUUUCUGAGUUAUAUUUGCGUAUGUUUAUUAAAUUGUAUUAGAUACGUAUUUUUAGGUUUAUAUUUUAUUUUUUGUUUUUUUUCCUAAUAAACAUUAGUACGCCGUCUUCUGUUGGUAUACAUCAUUAUUUAAAUAUUGUGCAAAUCGCGAAUGUGGAAUAUCAGAUGUUAAAUACAUAAGUUUUAAAUAGGUACAAGUACGAGGUGCCUAAAUCUGUUAAUGAAUUAUACCAGAAUCACAAGUGGAUCCGAUUUGAACACCAUCACAGUGACACGGUCGCAAUUAGUAAACUGUAAUUAUUGUAAAAAAGGUAUUACGACUCUGGAAGAGAUGGAUUCUGUGCAACGACUUGUUAUGAAAUCGAAUAAAUGUAAAUCUAAAAAUUAUGAAAACAGCACUCACAAGAACAGAGUUUUUGAAGUGCUUCAAUCUUCUCGCAAUAAAAACGACAGUUUUUGUGAUAUUAAGCUACAAACAGAUGACGGUACUAUAGUAUUUGGACAUAAAAGUAUACUGGCAUCAGCUACCCCUUAUUUCAAGACUAUGUUUUUUAGUGUUGGUGAAAGCAAUAAAGAUCUUGUUAAAAUAACAAAGUUAGAUUCAACCAUUUUAAAGUUAUUGAUUGACUAUAUAUAUACAGGAGAAAUCAUGAUAGCUCAAGAAAAUGUACAGUUUGUAUUAGUAGCUGCAGAUCGUUUACAGCUACUCUAUGUAGAACAAGUAUGUGUUGAGUUUUUACAAAAACAACUGGAUCCUUCAAAUUGUCUUGGUAUUAAAGAAUUUGCAGACUUACACAACUUUAAAAAAUUGUUGUCUAACUGUGAAGCAUUUAUUAAAAAACAGUUUUUAGAAAUAGUUAAAUAUGAUGAGUUUCUAUCUUUAUCUUCUGAAGAAGUGAUUAAAUUAAUAUCCUGUAAUGAUGUUAAUGUUCCAUUUGAAGAAAAAGUAUAUGAAUGUGUAAUUAAAUGGGUAAAACAUGAAUUGAAUCAGAGAAAACAUUUAUUACCCAAUCUAAUGGAACAUGUGCGUUUGCCAUUAGUUUCGAAAGAGUAUUUAGUAGAAAAUGUAGUUAAUGAACCUCUUCUAAAAAAUGAUCCAAAAUGUAAAGAAUAUGUAUUUGAAGCAUUACAUUUUCAAGUAAUUAAGUCAGUAAAUUCUUUCUCUAUUCCAAAAACGGUAUGGAGUAAACCUAGACAGGUACAAAAAAUCUUUUUAAUAUCAAGUUGGUCUAAAUCAGAGAAAAUGUAUAUUACAAACUGGUAUGACCCAGCAACUAACCAACUGCAGAUUGUACCCGAAAUUACUUACUGUAAUCAGUCAUCUAUUUUGUGCGUUGUAAAAGAUGAAUUUGUGUUUCUUGUAUGUGGUGAAACUCGGUGUGUUGGUAUGACUGAUAUAUCCUUACAGGGUAAUUAUAAUUGGGUUCGCAAGCCAAAUUUGUUAGAGAGACGAUCAUCAUUCAGAGUCUGUGUAUUAAACGAUUGCAUAUAUGCUAUUGGCGGCAAUACUGAAAAUUAUGAUGAUUAUUAUAAAGAUUUUUUAAAUACUAUAGAAGUUUUUAGCCUCGAUACUCAGAAAUGGAAAACAGUAUCUAAUAAGUACUCUAAAAGUGAGAGAAGAAAAUUUGGUGUUGGAGUACUUAAUAACCUCAUAUAUACAGUAGGAGGUUUUAAUGGUUCGACUUAUUUAAAAUCUGUUGAAUGUUAUGAUCCCAGUCUUGACAAAUGGUCUCCAGUUGUAGAAAUGGCAAUUAAACGGUGUGAUGUUGGUGUAGGAGUUUUAAAUGGCAUAAUGUAUGUUGUUGGUGGAGUUAGUAAAUUGGGAAUUCAUAAAUGUGUUGAAGCCUAUAAUCCAAGUGAUGGAGUUUGGACAUCUAUUGCUGAUAUGCAUUUGUGCCGAGAAAACCCUGGAGUAUUUGCAUUGUAUGGUUUAUUGUAUGUUAUUGGUGGAAAUUUUUCUAAUUCUAUUGAAAUCUAUAAUCCCAUAACCAAGUCCUGGUCGAUGAAAACAGUGUCAAUAAGUGAUCCAAUUUAUGGAGCAGUGAUCGUUAAUAAACCACCACAUUUAAUAAUUAAUUAGCAUAUACAAUCUUUAUGUUAGUAUUUUUAACUAUAUUAAUGUUUUUAUUGUUUAUAAUAAAACAUUAU
Messenger RNA from Aphis gossypii (cotton aphid), 2191 nucleotides. Its product is annotated as ring canal kelch homolog. The transcript has 11 exons. Gene Ontology annotation, molecular function: protein binding. Bases 264 to 2123 code for a protein of 619 amino acids. NCBI's taxonomy places the organism in Eukaryota, Metazoa, Arthropoda, Insecta, Hemiptera, Aphididae. The record is from RefSeq and is a predicted model, not a curated record.